Pezoporus flaviventris is the source of this 1729-nucleotide messenger RNA. It is a transcript of the gene ABHD16A, whose product is annotated as abhydrolase domain containing 16A, phospholipase. Lineage: Eukaryota; Metazoa; Chordata; Aves; Psittaciformes; Psittacidae. The coding region runs from base 72 to 1718 and encodes 548 amino acids. Gene Ontology annotation, cellular component: endomembrane system. The transcript is spliced from 20 exons. The record is from RefSeq and is a predicted model, not a curated record. Gene Ontology annotation, molecular function: monoacylglycerol lipase activity; glycerophospholipase activity. Gene Ontology annotation, biological process: phosphatidylserine catabolic process; monoacylglycerol catabolic process.
UCCCCCCCUUACCGGCCGCCGUAGCGCCACCGGAGGUCCCUCCCCUUCCUGCCGCCGCUCUCGCCGCCGCUAUGGCGAAGCUGCUGAGCUGCGUCCUGGGCCCGCGGCUCUACCGCGUCCAUCGGCCGCGACCGGCCGGGGCCGGGGCGGAGGGACCCGGGGGCAGCGGCGGGGACCCGGCCUCCUGGGACUCGUACUAUCAGCCCCGGGGGCUGGAGAAGCACACGGACAGUGUCCUGGCGCUGGCCUCGGUGCUCUGGUCCAUCUCCUAUUAUGCAUCACCAUUGGCUGUGUUCUACCUGUACCGCAAAGGGCUGCUGACAAUGUCCCGUGUGAUCCCAAUGUCCCACUGCGCUGCCACCGUGGUGCUGCUCCUGGCAGGGGUGGCCUGUCUGCGAGGCAUUGGCCGCUGGAGCAACCCCCAGUACGUGGAGUUCAUCUCGGUGUUGGAGGACAGUCACCGCCUGGGCACCCCCGAGGUCAAGCGCAAACUGGCCCAUUACACUUUUGACUUCAGGAGCUGGCCCAUUGACUUCCGCUGGGACAGCACCGGGGUCCCCUGGGGAGGAUCCCGGGAUGUGCCACUGCUCCGGACCCCCCCCGGGCAUCGCGGGGCCGCGCGAGGCUUCCUGGGGGCCCUGCGCAAGGUGCCCUGCAGGCUGGCCAGCCUGCUGCUGGCGCACACGCUGGGUCGGCGGAUGCUGUUCCCGGGCUCGGUGCGGCUGCUGCAGAAGGCGCUGCUGCCCUCGCUGCUGCAGGGGCAGGCUCGGCUGGUGGAGGAGUGUGGGGGGCAGCGCGCGAAGCUCUUGGCCUGUGACGGCAACGAGAUAGACACCAUGUUCAUCGACCGGCGCGACCGGCCUGGGCCACACGGCAACACCCUGGUCAUCUGCUGUGAGGGCAACGCCGGGUUCUACGAGGUCGGCUGCUUGUGUACCCCCCUGGAGGCCGGUUACUCCGUCCUGGGCUGGAAUCAUCCUGGCUUUGGAGGCAGCACCGGGGUGCCGCUGCCGCAGAGCGAGGCCAAUGCCAUGGACGUGGUGGUUCGGUUUGCGCUGCAGGAGCUGCGCUUCCCCCCCCGCAGCAUCGUGAUCUACGCGUGGUCCAUCGGCGGCUUCACCGCCACCUGGGCCGCAAUGUCCUACCCAGAGCUCGGAGCGCUCGUGCUCGAUGCCUCCUUCGACGACCUCGUGCCCCUGGCGCUGAAGGUGCUGCCGCGAAGCUGGGGGGAGCUGGUGACUAGGACCGUGAGGGAGCAUCUGAAUCUCAACAAUGCUGAUCAGCUCUGCAGGUACCAGGGGCCGGUGCUGUUGGUGAGGAGGACACGGGACGAGAUCAUCACCACAACGGUCCCCGAUGACAUUGCAUCCAAUAGGGGCAAUGAUCUCCUGCUGAAGCUGCUGCAGCACCGGUACCCCAAGAUCAUGGCAGAUGAGGGGACCCGGAUUGUGCGGGAAUGGCUGGAAACAGCAACACCAGCGGAGGAGAGGGCGUUGGCACAGAGGUGCCCAGUGGACGAGCGCUGGUGCCACGCCGUGCUCGAGGCCUUCGCCGGGGACCGGGACCCCCCCUUCCCAUGGAGCCUGGGGGAGGAUCUGUCGGUGGAGGAGCGGCAGCAGCUGGCGCUGUUCCUGGCGCAGAAGCAUCUCCAGAAUUUCGAGGCCUCGCACUGCACCCCCCUCCCCCCCCAGGCCUUCCGCCUGCCCUGGACUCUCUGACCUCUGACCUC